Molecule: messenger RNA, 1067 nt
Organism: Cydia fagiglandana
Lineage: Eukaryota; Metazoa; Arthropoda; Insecta; Lepidoptera; Tortricidae
Product: protein FAM32A
Exons: 2
Coding region: 149-481 (110 amino acids)
Cellular component (GO): nucleolus
Source: RefSeq, a predicted model, not a curated record
AUACGUCAGAGCCAUUUCGUUGUGAAAUUUGUGAAUAUUGCAUUACGUUGUGUUUGUAACGAGAUUUUUGCUGUUUAUUUAAACCAAUAUUUUCGGUACUUCUCAUAUUGUUGAAUAAGUAUUGAAACCGUAGCCUAUACAUAAUAACAUGGGGGAAGAAGACGAGUAUGCCUGUGUCAACAAAUCCAAACUCAAAAUCAAGACGGACUCCGGAAUAAAAAAGAAAAAGAAGAAGAAGGCUAACAAAGAUACUGACAAAAUCAUCGAAGAAGAAGUAAAAGAGCAGAUGAAGCAGCAGGCAAACACAGACAAACGAACCAAAGCCGAAAUCGCUUUCCAGAAGAUGCAGGACAAAAUGAAAAAGCAGAGAAUACUACAGAAGGCAGAGAUGACUCACAAGCAAAGAGUAGAAAAGUUCAACCAACAUCUAGAUAGUCUUACGGAGCACUUUGACAUACCUAAAGUAUCUUGGACAAAGUAAAAAUAUUCUGGAGAUGUUCAAUAUGAUUGUGCCCGUUAUAUUUUAACCUUAAUAUGUUCCAAAUACAAAUCACACUGGAUUGAAAACAACUACAUAUUUGUGGCACAGAUUAUUUACCAAUUGCUGAAGAUCUCUUUCUUGGUUAGAUUAAGUUAAACAUAAGUCAUGCAGCCUGCUUGUUUCUCAUUAAUCAGAACCUGAGUUUGUCUAUGGACAAAAUUAGUACUGAAUCGUUUAUUUUUGUAUUGUAUAGCCACUCAACCGUCCGGCCCGCAAGACUGUUUUCCUGUCAACCAUCCGGGGUUUUUUAGCGAUGCACGCCGCGCGCAGCGCAUUCACAAUUUUCUACAAAAAUUAUAACUACACUGCCAUCAAAAUUUUUUUAGAGCUAACUAUUUAAUUAGGCUACGUUGUCGCAUCAAGAGAAUUAGUAAAUAAUGCCGAAAUAUUCCGUUAGAUGGCUCUGAAAUCAAUUCUUUUUUCCACCCCUUUGGAUAGUAAGGUUCCCGUGGACGGUUAAGAGCAUAUUUUUUUCGGAUACUAUACUAUCGUCGGACGGUCAAGUGGAUAAUAACUUGGUCAAUGA